This is a messenger RNA of Saccoglossus kowalevskii, 2446 nucleotides long. RefSeq names its product FAD-dependent oxidoreductase domain-containing protein 2-like. NCBI's taxonomy places the organism in Eukaryota, Metazoa, Hemichordata, Enteropneusta, Harrimaniidae. Gene Ontology annotation, cellular component: endoplasmic reticulum lumen. Gene Ontology annotation, biological process: ERAD pathway. The record is from RefSeq and is a predicted model, not a curated record. Gene Ontology annotation, molecular function: flavin adenine dinucleotide binding; monooxygenase activity.
UGUACAGUAUUGUUUGGUUCACCAAAGCAGUCACUCGUCAGCAAAACCAUGGAUUCCAAGGGAAGCACGAUGCAGCCUGGUACGUUCGACUACGUCAUUGUUGGCGCAGGCCCUGCUGGGCUUCAGAUGGGUUACUUCAUGGAGAAAAAUAAGCGUAGUUACGUUAUUUUGGAAGACAAAGACAUACCAGGUUCGUUUUUCAAAAAACACCCAGUGCAUCGUACUUUGAUAUCGCUCAAUAAAAGAUUCAAUCCAUUCCCGGAACCAGAAUUCAACAUGCGACAUGACUGGAACUCGUUGUUGAGCGAUGAUCCUGAACUCCUCUUCACUAAAUACUCAAAAGAGCUGUUCCCACAUGCCGAUGAUUUGGUUCGCUACAUGAAUGAUUACGCCGCCAAGUUCAAGCUCAAUAUUCAUUACAAUACUCGAGUGGAGAAGAUAAAGAAACUAGAAAAUCAGGCCAAAUCUGGUGACAAUUUCGCACUGCUGACAUGGAAAGGCGAAUACAAAUGCAAAGUUCUGUUGAUGGCGACCGGUGCUCGCUCUGAAAAAAUCCCCAAACACAUCAAAGGCAAAGAGCUCAUGGAGACGUACUCUACACACGACGUCGACCCCGAGAAAUACAACGGGAAAUCCGUAUUUAUUCUUGGUAAUGGCAACAGUGCUUUCGAAGCGGCUAACAACCUUGCUGGGUCAGCUAGUUUGAUACAUAUAUUUGGAGAUCGGAAGUUAAAGCAUGCUUGGGACACUCACUUUGUAGGUGACCUUAGAGCUGUUAACGAUACUAUACUUGACAUGUACCAGUUGAAAUCUCUGCACGUUUACCAGGCACUAGACUUAUUAUCUGUGGAGAAAACAGACAAAGGUUUUGUUCUUACUUGUGACGAUAUUGUUCCUCACUGGAAAGAAAGACAAGGCCAUGUGCAGUUUGAAUUACCUCCAUAUGAUCACGUGAUCUGCUGUACGGGAUUCAAUUAUAUUGAUUUGUCAAUAUUUGACGACAAUUGCAAACCAGAGACCAAGCAGGACGACAAGUUUCCAUGUGUGUCCAACAUAUGGGAAACUAACGUUCCCAAUAUGUUUUAUAUGGGCACAACAAUGCAGUGCAACGACAGGAAAGCUGCAUCCGGGUUUAUUCAUGGUUUCCGAUACAACAUACGUACAUUGAGCAAGUUCCUUGAAGAACGUUACGAAGAAGUCCCAUACCCACGCGACUUUCUUCCAAUUGAAGUAGACGCACUCUCGGACAAAAUCAUGGAACGUGUAAGUGUCAGUGAUGGUAUAUAUCAAAUGAAUAACGUGUUGUGUCACGUGUUAGCUAUUCCCGACUUCAAUGACAACACAAAGGGAGAAGUUAAAGCUGAAUUCUUCCAAGAAUUUCCUAAAUCAUAUGUACUUGAAAACCUGAAAGGAAGGUUCUCAAAAUACAAGCACGUCUUCCUUAUUGUACUUGCGUACGGAUUCGAAUACUUUGGAGAUGCAGGCAAGUACGCCAUGGAAUUCGUACAUUUUCCCGAUCUACCUAAAGGUGAUUGUCAGGCAUUUCUGCAUCCAGUAAUUACCUAUUACAAGGAUGGUGAGGAGAUAGAUUUCGUGAGAUUACCCGAGUCUUUGGUUCUGAGAUUCGACCUUCCCACAGUAAGAAACCAAAACCCUCUACAUGGACCAAAUAGGAUGAAGAAUUUCCUCAACAAACAGCUGAAUUUGAUGCCUGGCAAAGAAUACUACGACGGCUUCUUCAUGGAGUCAAUGGAAGAGAGAAUUACCCCGUUUACAGAAAAAGAGAAAAUGAGAUUACCGGACCUGAGCGUGUACAAGGCGUGUUUGCCGUACAGUAUCGACUUCAAGUCGGCAGCAUCUUAAAUAACUUGUACACACCAACACAUCACUGUACGUCAAGUGGGUCAUAAUAAUAACACGAUAUGAUACAAAUGCUAAUUAUGUUUUCACAUAAAACGUGCACUAAUCUGCACACACUUUUGGUUAUUAUAUAUUUCGAUCUUUGUCUGAAAUAAAGUGGUACAAUACUCACUCUGUACACGAGGGAUGUGAUUAAUAUAGUAAUGUUAUAUUAUAUAACUUUAUAAUAAGUGUUUUCAGCAACUAAAUACUAUGAAGCGUAUUGUAUCACCAUUGACAUAAUAACGAACAUUUCGUAAUAAUCAGAGCGAAUUUGCAUUAUUCACUGUUUCUGAAGAAAUUAUACUAUAACAUAUUAUAGAAUUGAAUAGACUAUUCGACAGAAAUAGUGAACUCACCUCACCGAAGGAACUGUUUUACCUCAUUUACAUAUUUGUAUAUCACUAUUCAACAGGAAAUAACAGAGUAAUCUGUAGUUACAUAUUAUGUAAUUACUAUAGAGAACAGCCUGUAAUUGUUGUAUAUGUUUGGAUGACAAUGUACACGGAUAGAAGAUACAAUUAAACUAAUAAUGGUGCAAAGAAAA